This is a messenger RNA of Durio zibethinus, 2781 nucleotides long. Lineage: Eukaryota; Viridiplantae; Streptophyta; Magnoliopsida; Malvales; Malvaceae. The record is from RefSeq and is a predicted model, not a curated record.
UGUUCGUCUUUUUUGACUAUUUCCAAGUACCUAAACAAACCUUUGACAAACCAUAAAGGAAUUCAACUUUCCUUUCCUUCAAUUUCCUUUCCUUGGAUUUUUCACAUUAACCCUUUAUCAAGGCUAUAUUUCCAACGAUGUUAAUUGCCUUGAUUAAGUGAUCUAAUCAGGAUUAUUGGUUUUUCAAUCCCUGCUGUUUGAGCAAUGAGUAGUAAGAGCUUACCAAUGGAAACUCAAGAGGAGAAAGUCUACGUUGCAGUCGGAAAUGAUAUACAAGAUGGAUAUAAGACCUUGGCUUGGACACUGAGAAAAUGGAAUUCUCAACCCAUCUCCAUUGUCCUCCUUCAUGUUACUUACAACAUUUCCAAGGACUUUGUUUACACCCCAUUUGGGAAGCUUCCGGCAAGCGCGGUGAGUGAAGAGAAGCUGGAAGUCUUGAGGAAGUAUGAGCAAGAGCAGACAGACAAGUUACUUUCCAAGUAUAUAGCUUUCUGUGGCAAGGUAAAAGCUGAGAUAUUGAAAGUUGAGAAAUAUGAUGAACCUAUCCACAAGCUCAUAGUAGAUUUGACAUCAGGACUCAGAAUUGGCAAACUUGUCAUGGGAACGACAUUCUUGAAAUCCUCAUCAUGGUAUGGAAAAUUUCUCUACCUCUUUGCGCUUAGUUUAAACUACAAGAUUCAGGGAAUUGGAAUUUUUUUUUCCUUGUUGAUGAUUCACUUUAAUUUCUUCCUCCAUAGGAGAUCAAAGAGUGCUAUAAGUGGAUCAUUCUAUGUUCACCAUUACAAACCUGACUUUUGCGAGCUUUACAUUAUAUGUGGGGGGAAAUUGGUGGUCCUCGACGGAAAUAUUGAUAAAGGGUUCAUGGAGGAUGAUCAAGGAAUCAUGAUUGCCAAAAUAAAAGAAAAGCCAACUCUCAAACAUUUGUUAGGAAAAAUUUUUAGUGAAAAUAAUCCAAGCAGAAGGAAAAAAGGUUUUUUUCCUCCAUCAACAAACCAGGAUUCAUCACAGAACCAGUGGGAAGAUAAUUUACAAGAGAUUGAAAACUAUUUCCAGCAUUUGUUGUCUUUAAACUUGGAUGAGGUGAUUUCUCAGGACGAGAUCAAUGAUCGGUUGCAAACUAGUCCAAUGGAGCCAAACGCACCAGAAAACACAAAUGCCGACAUGAAUGCUGCAGAAAACAUGGAAGCUCUGCAAAACAAGAUAGAUGAAGCUUAUGCGACUAUUCAGUUGAAAAGGAAGGAAGCUAAGGUCAAUGCUGAAAGACAUGAAAAAGCUGAAUGGGCUAUAAUUUUAUGCAAUACUCGGGCUGAGGAACUUGAAACUCUGAUAAAAGAAGAGGUCACCCAGCGGUUAGAGAUAGAGAAAUUAUCGGACACCGAAAAAGAGCAACUUCAUGAAGUUAUAAGAGAUGUUGAAGAAAGCAAAAAGAGGCUAAAUUCACUAUUGGAACUCCAAACUGAGCUCUCAAAAAAACUUCAGAUAUCAAGUAUGGCAAGAGCAAAUGCUGAGGCUCAGUUAGAAAAGGCUGUAGUUACAAGGGCAGAGAUGGUAACCGAAAUCGAAGAAUUGAGGCGACAAAGGGAUGUUUUCCGACGUAGAAUUGAGUUUUGUAGAGAAAAAGAUGCACUUGGAAUGGCUGCAAGAUUAAGUGAAAUAGGCUGUAGUUACAGAGAGUACACAGCUGAGGAUAUCAGAUUAGCAACUGAUAAUUUUUCAGAGCGUUUGAGAUUAAAAUCAGGAGGGGAUUGGUUGAAUGUAUAUAAAGGACGAAUCAAUCAUUCAAUAGUUGCAAUAAAGAUGCUCAAUUCUGCUAAUGGAUUGUCUCAAGAAGAUUUUCAAGCUAAGGUGAGGCUUCUUAACGACAUUCGACAUCCGCAUUUGGUUGCUAUGAUGGGAUUCUGCUCCGAGCUGAAAUGCAUAGUCUUUGAAUACAUGCAUAAUGGUAGCUUGAGAGACAUUUUAUGUUCCUCCCAAAGGAAUUGUAGGAAAACAAACAGAAACCGGGUCCUUGGGUGGUAUGAUCGGAUCCGAAUAGCUCACGAGGUUUGCUCGGGCUUGGCCUUCCUACACUCGGCUAAGCCCAGGCCCAUAAUUCAUUUUCAACUCACCACGUCCAACAUUCUCCUGGACCGUAAUCUUGUUGCAAAGAUCAGUGGCUAUGGCUUGACUCAGCGCCAUGAUCACUAUGAUCUGAGAUCAAAUAUUAGGGCAUUUGGGGUUCUAUUGAUGCAUAUGUUAACUGGGAGGAAUUGGGCCGGGCUGAUUGAAGACGCGAUGACAGUGGACCGGACUGCCCUUGUUCGGGUUUUGGACGAGAAGGCAGGGCAAUGGCCUUUGGAGGUGGCAGUGGAACUUGCAGGAUUAUCCAUGAAAUGCUUGUCUGUUAACCAUUGCCUCAACAUAGAUUUGCAGAUUGGAACUGUUAUGGAAGAGCUAGAUGAGCUGAAGAAGAAAGCUGAUGAUCUGGUGGCUAGAGGAGGAUUUGAAGCGGUCACCAAUAAAAAUGUAAAAACAGAUGACUCAAGCGAUGUACCAGGUGUUUUCCUCUGCCCCAUAUUCCAGGAAGUGAUGAAAAAUCCACAUAUAGCGGCUGAUGGUUUUUCAUACGAAUUGGAAGCUAUAGAGGAAUGGCUGAAGAUGGGGCAUGAUACAUCUCCCAUGACAAAUUUGAGUCUCAAGCACAAAUUCCUGACCCCAAAUCACACCCUCCGUUCCCUCAUCCAAGAAUGGCAGAAUAAGGGAUCAAAUUUGCCUUGUUGAAGUGAAGACAUUUCAUUAAUU